CUUCCACUUCCUUCUCUAAUCCUCCCUCCCUCCCUCCCUCACCUACCAUCCUCAUAAGACAUCAUGGGACGAAGGUUCUCCAAGAGAAAGAAUGCGCCCCCUCGCAAGGAGCGUGAUCCUAAUGCCACCUACACCGAGGUCAAGAAGGAGAAUGCUCAGCUGGAGGAGUACUACAAGGCCCAGAAUAUCAUGUCUGAGGAGGAAUGGCCCAUCUUUUGGGAGCAUCUCAAGGUCACCCUGCCUACCACCUUCCGCAUCACUGGUACCCGCAGCCACGCGGUCGAGAUCCGCGACACGGUCAAGAAUGCGUUUGUGCCGCACCUGAGCAACAUCUCGGUCGAUGGUGUUGUCGCCAACCCGCCCCGCCCCUUGGCCUGGUAUCCCGAUGAAUUGGGAUGGCACUUUGAUGUUCCCCGCACCUUGUUGAAGAAAAGCCCAGAGUACGCCAAGUUUCACCAGUUCUUGGUCGCGGAGACCGAAGUCGGCAAUAUCUCUCGUCAGGAGGCCGUCAGUAUGAUCCCUCCCCUGCUCCUUGAUAUUCAGCCUCAGCACUGGGUGAUGGAUAUGUGCGCUGCCCCUGGAUCAAAGACUGCUCAGAUCAUUGAGAUGGUCCAUGCUAACGACCAGUACAAGGCCGUUCCAGCUGGAUUGAUUCUCGCCAAUGACUCGGAUUACAGGCGCAGCCACAUGUUGAUCCACCAGACCAAGCGUCUUCAGAGCCCUUGUCUGAUGGUCACCAACCACGACGCAUCCAUGAUGCCCUCAUUGAAGCUGGCGCCCAACAAGGCUGGCGAGUCUGUUCCCUUUGAAUUCGAUCGUGUCCUGGCCGAUGUGCCCUGCAGCGGUGACGCUACUCUGCGCAAGAACCCUAUGGUUUGGAACAACUGGACCCACGGCGGCGCCAUGGGACUCCACCAGACCCAGAUCAACAUUUUGCAGCGUGGUGUUCAGAUGCUCAAGGUCGGCGGGCGCAUUGUGUACUCGACUUGCUCUUUCAACCCUAUGGAGAAUGAGGCUGUUGUUGCCGAGAUGCUGAACCGCGCCAAUGGAACGCUGGAGUUGGUCGAUGUUAGCAAUGAGCUGCCACAGUUGAAACGUCGGCCUGGUCUGUCGGCCUGGAAGAUGUUCACCAAGGAGGGACAGAUAGUUGACAAGCUAGAGGACGUUCCUACGGAUGCCAAGGGAAGAUACUAUCCCAGCAUGUGGGCACCCAAGAAUGCUGGCGAGUUACAUUUGGAGAGAUGCCUUCGUGUCUACCCUCACUUGCAGGACACCGGUGGAUUCUUUGUCGCUGUGUUCAAGAAGACCGCACCCUUCGUUGUCCCCAACCCUAACCGACCCAUCACAGAAAAGCCAGCAUCAUCAUCAGAGGCGAGUUCGAGCACUGCGGAGGUCGAGGAGGAAGUCAAGGAGGAAGUCAAGGAGGAAGUCAAGGAGGAGACUAAGGAAGAGUCUGAGGAUACCACUACUGCUGGAGACAAACAUAAAUUGGAUUCACCUGCAGUCAGCGAGGGAUCAGAAGUGAAGAAGCCCCGCAUGUCCCGCGCAGAACGCUUUGGCGCACCUGGGCCCAAGGAGGAACCCUUCUUGUUCUUGGACGCCAGCAAUCCUGAUGUCGAGUUGUUUUCAAGAUUCUACGGACUGGAUGAGGAUUUCCCCAAGGAUCAGUUCUUGGUGCGUUCGGAGGGCGAGAAGAACAAGACGAUCUACUUUGUUAGCGAGGCCGUCAAGAGCAUUCUCAAGUCGGAAGACAUUCAUCGACUGAAAGUCGUCAACACAGGUGUGCGGACGUUUAUUCGCCAGGAUUCAAACUCGCCUGCGGAAUGCACGUUCAGGGUCCACAACGAGGGCAUCGCGAUGAUGCGGCAGUUUGUGUCGAAUGCACGUGUGAUGGCCGUGCAGCUCAAGGAGGUGAUCACGCUGCUGCAGUCGCCGUACCCAAAGAUUUCAGAAUUCCCGGAGGCGAUCCAGGAGCGUCUGACGGCCUUGCCGACUGGAUGCUGUAUCUUUGAAUUCGACCCAGCACUGGAGGAGAACAAGGACCAGCCCAACCCUCGAUGGGAGGGUCAGGGAUUGACGGGCUUUGUGAAGGGCAAGCUGGUCUUCCCGGUAUGGAAGGCGCAAGUCAGUUUCAACAUGUUGCUGAACAAGCAAGAGCGUAGGAGUUUGGCGAUGCGGUUGGGAGUUGAUUGUGUGGACUCUCCCCAUGUGGUCGAGGGUGGUGCCAAGGGCACUGCGGCCAAGAAGGCGGCAGAGGAGACUGCGGGAUCUGCAGAUGUGUCUGAGGAUGUCUCUGCAGAGGAUUCGCCUAUGGUCGAGGCGGAUGAGGAGGGCGAUGCUGCCGAAGAGACGGCGUAAACAUGGCUGGGUGUACUUUUUACUAUUUUACCUAUUACACUGAAUACAUACAUGGCAUUAUGACUAUCAACUAUCAUAAACUAUACUCUAUCUACUAUCUAGCCCUGGCUGCAGGACUCGUGCAUGAUCCUGACACAUGGACACCAAAAAAAAAUGAAGUAUAAAAAAGCGUGUGCGCGUAUUUCCC
Gamsiella multidivaricata is the source of this 2545-nucleotide messenger RNA. RefSeq names its product S-adenosyl-L-methionine-dependent methyltransferase. The transcript is spliced from 6 exons. Gene Ontology annotation, molecular function: tRNA (cytidine-N5)-methyltransferase activity; tRNA binding. Gene Ontology annotation, biological process: tRNA methylation. The record is from RefSeq and is a predicted model, not a curated record. Gene Ontology annotation, cellular component: nucleus; cytoplasm. NCBI's taxonomy places the organism in Eukaryota, Fungi, Mortierellomycota, Mortierellomycetes, Mortierellales, Mortierellaceae. Bases 64 to 2358 code for a protein of 764 amino acids.